AUGGCAGGCGUCAAAGUCAAAAAAUUAAUAAAAAUAACCUUGCAAUUUGUGAUUGAAAUUCUUAUAUUUUAUUAUUUUUAUUGCACUCAAACUCAUAAAAUCGAAUAAUUAAGCUACAAUGUUUCUAACGCUAAAAUUAUUGUCUAAUAGGCAUCCCUCUUUUAUAGCCCGGACUGUAUUUGUCAAGAAUAAUAACGUAGAUGAUGCUUGCAGACUUGUGAACAGGAUACUAGGCAAAGAAGGCAUCUUAGAGCAAUUUAGGCUUACCAGAUAUUACGAAAAACCUUUCCAGACACGGCGCCGUAUUAACCAUGAGAGAUGCAAAGCUAUUUACAAUGAGGACAUGGAGCGGAAAAUAAAAUUUGUGUUGAGGAAGAACCGUCAUGAGCCUUUCCCAGGCUGUCAUUAAUUAGUGUUAUUAUUAUAGUUAGAUCAAUAAAUAUUCAAUAGUGUC
Molecule: messenger RNA, 454 nt
Organism: Plodia interpunctella (Indianmeal moth)
Lineage: Eukaryota; Metazoa; Arthropoda; Insecta; Lepidoptera; Pyralidae
Gene: mRpS21
Product: mitochondrial ribosomal protein S21
Exons: 2
Coding region: 119-409 (96 amino acids)
Biological process (GO): translation
Cellular component (GO): ribosome
Molecular function (GO): structural constituent of ribosome
Source: RefSeq, a predicted model, not a curated record